Aspergillus calidoustus is the source of this 342-nucleotide messenger RNA. The record is from the annotation of a GenBank genome assembly. NCBI's taxonomy places the organism in Eukaryota, Fungi, Ascomycota, Eurotiomycetes, Eurotiales, Aspergillaceae.
AUGGCUGGAAACUCGACGUCUCUCAAGAGUGUCCUUAUCUCAGGAGGGACGGGCUUCCUUGGUGCAGCCACGGCAAGAGCAGUUGCAGAGAAAUAUCCACAAUGUGACAUUACUAUUAUCGACCUACAUCCUCCGGGGCCAUCGCACGUCGUACCAGAUGGCGCUUCCUUUGUUCAGGUGGACAUCACUAAUGCUGACGAAGUCAAUAAAGCGCUUCAGCAAGCGAGGCCCGACGUUGUAAUCCAUACGGCCGGAAUUGUUCCGGCCCUUGCCGAGCGAUUUGGGAGAAGGAUCGAGGAGCACGUCUGGAGAGUUAACGUUGAUUCUAUAUUCUUCCGAUAA